AUGACGUAUUGGCAGGGCGUUCCUUUUUUUCAUUCCUUAUUUUCUUUCUUUGUUUUUUGUUUCCUUCUUUCACUUUUUCUUUCUUUCUUUCUUUCUUUCUUUCUUUCUUUCUUUUUUCUUUCUUUUUCUUUCUUUCUUUCAUUAUACCUUCCUAUCUUUCUGUCUUUCCUUUCUUUCUUUCUUUUUUUUCUUUCUUUUUGUCUUUCGUUUUUCUUUCUUUCUUUCUUUCUUUCUUUCUUUCUUUCUUUCUUUCUUUACAACUUUUUUCUGUCUUUCUUUCAUUCAUUCAUUAUACCUUCCUUUCUGGCUGUAUUUUAUUUCUUUCUGUCUUUCUUUCUUUCUUUCUUUCUUUCAUUAUCUGUUCCUUUCUUUCUGUCUUUUCUUUCUUUCUUUUUUCUUUCUUUUUUCUUUCUUUAUUUCAUUAUACCUUCCUUUCUUUCGGUCUCUUCUUUCUUUCAUUAUAACUUUUUUUCUUUUCGUCUUUUCAUCUUUUCUUUAUUUAUUUUCUUUCAAUUUUCUUUCUUUCUUUCAUUAUACCUUCCUUUCUUUCUGUCACUUCUUUCUUUCAUUAUAACUUCCUUUCUUUUCGUCUUUUCGUCUUUUCUUUCUUUCUUUCUUUUUUUUUUCUUUCUUUCUUUCUUUCUUUCUUUCUUUCAUUAUACCUUCCUUUCAUUCUGUCUCUACUUUCUUUCAUUAAUUUCCUUUGUUUUCAUCUUUUCGUCUUUUCUUUCUUCCAUUCUUCUUUCUUUCUUUCUUUCUUUCUUUCAUUAUACCUUCCAUACUUUCUUUCUUUCUUUUUUCUUUCUCUCUUUUUUCUUUCUUUCUUUCAUUAUACCUUCGUUUCUGUCUAUUUUUCUUUCUCUUUUCUUUCUUUCUUUCAUUAUACCUUCCUUUCUUUCUGUCUCUUCUUUCUUUCAUUAUAGCUUCCUUUCAUUUCGUCUUUUCGUCUUUUCUUUCUUUGUUUUUUCUUUCUUUCUUUUUUUUUUCGUCUUUUUUUCUUUUACCUUCCUUUCUUUCUGUCUUUUCUUUCUUUUGUCUUUCUUUCUUUCUUUCAUUAUACCUUCCUUUCUGUCUAUUGUUCUUUCUUUUUCUUUCUUUCUUUCAUUAUAUCUUCCUUUUUUUCUGUCUCUUUCUUUCUUUUAUUAUAACAUCCUUUCUUUUCGUAUUUUCUUUCUUUCUUUCUUUCUUCUUUCUUUCUUUCAUUAUACCUUCCUUUCUUUCUGUCCCGUCUUUAUUUCCUUUGUAACUUCCUUUCUUUUCGUCUUUUCGUCUUUUCUUUCUUUCUUUUUUCUUUCUUUAUUCUUUUUUUCUUUCAUUAUACCUUCCUUUCUUUCUGUCUCUUCUUUCUUUCAUUAUAACUUCCAUUCAUGUCGUCUUUUCGUCUUUUCUUUCUUUCUUUCUUUCUUUCUUUCUUUGUUUCUUUCAUUAUACCUUCCUUUCUUUCUCUCUUUUCUUUCUUUUGUCUUUCUUUCUUUUUUCUUUCCUUCUUUCAUUAUACCUUCCUUUCAGUCUAUUGUUCUUUCUUUUUCUUUCUUUAUUUCAUUAUAUCUUCCUUUUUUCUGUCUCUUUCUUUCUUUUAUUAUAACAUCCUUUCUUUUCGUCUUUUCUUCUUUUCUUUCUUUCUUUUUUCUUUCUUUCUUCUUUCUUCCUUUCAUUAUACCGUCCUUUCUUUCUGUCUUUUCUUUCUUUAUUUUUUCUUUCUUUCUUUUUUCUUUCUUUCUUUCUGUCUUUUCUUUCUUUUUUCUUUCUUUCUUUUUUCUUUCUUUCAUUAUACCUUCAUUUCUGUCUAUUUUUCUUUAUUUUUUCUUACUUUAUUUUAUUGUACCUUCCUUUCUUUCUGUCUCAUUUUUCUUUUAUUAUAACUUCCUUUCUUUUCGUCUUUUUGUCUUUUCUUUCUUUCUUUCCUUCUUUCUUUCAUUAUACCUUCUUUUCUUUCUGUCUUUUCUUUCUUUGUUUUUCUUCCUUUCUUUUUUCUUUCUUUCUUUCAUUAUACCUUCCUUUCUCUCUAUUUUUCUUUCUUUUGUCUUUCUUAAUUUCAUUAUACCUUCCUUUCUUUCUGUCUCUUCUUUCUUUCAUUAUACCUUCCUUUCUUUUCGACUUUUCGUUUUUUCUUUCUCUUUUUUUCUUUCUUUCUUUCUUUCUUUCUUUCUUUCUUUCAUUAUACCUUCCUUUCUUUCUGUCUUUUCUUUCUUUUUUCUUUCUUUCUUUUUUCUUUCUUUCUUUCAUUAUACCUUCCUUUCUUUCUGUCUCUUCUUUAUUUCAUUAUAA
Acanthosepion pharaonis is the source of this 2268-nucleotide messenger RNA. The record is from the annotation of a GenBank genome assembly. NCBI's taxonomy places the organism in Eukaryota, Metazoa, Mollusca, Cephalopoda, Sepiida, Sepiidae.